This is a messenger RNA of Dacryopinax primogenitus, 1659 nucleotides long. RefSeq names its product general substrate transporter. Gene Ontology annotation, biological process: transmembrane transport; carbohydrate transport. The record is from RefSeq and is a predicted model, not a curated record. Bases 1 to 1659 code for a protein of 552 amino acids. Gene Ontology annotation, molecular function: carbohydrate:proton symporter activity. The transcript is spliced from 11 exons. Gene Ontology annotation, cellular component: membrane. Lineage: Eukaryota; Fungi; Basidiomycota; Dacrymycetes; Dacrymycetales; Dacrymycetaceae.
AUGAGUACGGUGCAGGACAAGAAGCCAGGCAGAGAUUCCCAAUAUAUCGAGGAGUCUGACAUCAUCGAGAAGGGUGGACCAUCCUCGAAUAAUAACGCGCACGAUGCCAGGGUGCUUGCAAAGCUAUCGGCUGAUGACAAGUCCUUGAACACUGUCGCUGCCAUCCGCAAGUAUUGGGUGGCUUUCCUUUGGGCAAUGUACGCGAGCGUAGGAUCCGCUAUCGCGGGUUACGAUAUCACGGUUUCCGGCGCAGUCGUCGCGAUUCCCUCGUUCCGACGAGACUUGGGCACUUUCAUCGAUGAUCAAUGGGUCAUCUCUGCGGCCUGGCAGUCCGGGUUCAACGCUGGUUCCAACAUAUUUCAAGCUUUAGGCGCCUUUGCAACAGGUUUUAUUGGGGAGAAGAUUGGGCGCAAAGGGUCACUCCUGGUUGCGUCUAUUAUAUCGAUCGCAGCGCUCUUCCUGCAAUUCUUCAUUCGGCCUCAUGAUUUCGUCAUGUUCUUCUUCGGUCGCUCAAUCAACGGCUUUGCCGUGGGCAUCUAUACAACUAUUGCCAGUUCCUAUUGCGCGGAGGUCUCGCCUCUUGCUCUACGCGGUGUCACUACUGGUGCUGUCAACUUUUGGAUUUUGGUCAAUUGUGGGUUCAUAUCCUACAAAGGGAAUUGCACUCAUAGGACCGUCCAGCUUGUCAAACUUGAUCAUCCAGGGAACAGGGAGCCGCGACGACUCCUUCGCGUAUCGUAUUCCACUUGCCGUGCAAUGGUUCUUCCCGGUAUUCGUCUUGGUCUUCCUUCCCUUCGUGCCGAGUCGCCUUGGUAUUUGGUUCGUAGGGAACGGAUGGUAGACGCUAAGAAGGCCAGCGAGCGUCUUUUCGGCGGUACGGGUCUCGACAUCGACCUACAUCUCAUCUACAUCAAGGAGACAAUCGAGCUCGAAGAACGGAUCGCAGGCCAGGGCAAGUGGGUCGACCUUUUCCGUGGAACCGAUCUUCGCCGUACGAUCAUUGCGGGCAUGGUCUUUAUCUGUCAGGAAAUGGUCGGCGUGCAAUUUGUCCUAGGUUACAGCGUCUAUUUCUUUGACUUGGCUGGCUUCAACGACGCUAAUGCCUUCCACCUUGGUGUCGGCACCAUGGCAUUGGCUAUUGUCGGAAAUCUGAUUGGGAUCGGGUUCACCAACCGCCUUGGCCGUCGCCCAAUAUUCUUCUGGGGCAUGGUCGCUUGUACGAUUGAUACGCUGAUGAUCGGCGUCCUGUCCCUGGUACCCGGCAACGGCGCACUUUGGGCAAUGGGAGUCUUCACAAUGUUAUACAUGCUUACCUACCAAGCCGGAAUUGGUCCGCUCGCCUAUUGCAUCUUUGCCGAAAUCUCCACAGCUCGUCUUCGGUCCAAGACCGUCGCAUGGGGUGUUGUCAUCAACCAAAUCGGCGCCCUCAUCAUCCAGGUCAUUAACCCAUAUCUGAUCAAUCCCGAUGAAGCGAACAUGCAAGGCAAGGUUGGCUGGCUGUUCGGAGGGCUCGGGGUAAUUUUCACCAUCUGGUCCUGGUUCGGCGUUCCGGAGACGGGUGGUCGUACGAUCGAUGAGAUUGAUAUCCUCUUCGAAAAGAGGAUACCGGCACGCCAAUUCCGCUCUUAUGUCAUCCAAGAUGCAGAUCGUAUACAUUGA